ACGCAAUAUACGCAACCAUAAGGAUCAUUAGAGUAUUUGACCGGUAUUACGGAUAGUCUCCCCCCACACACAUAUAUAUAUACACACACACACACACCAUAUAUACAGAAUGUCUACAUACACGCCUUCGAGUGCGAGUUCGUCGUUAGGAUCACGGAACCCCUUCCUCACCGCCCCCGAAAACACGCCCAGCCGGUCCCGGUCCCAGCGUGUGCCACGGUCGUCGCGGCCCUCCUCCACGCCGCGUCGACACUCCUCGCCGCAUCGGCACCGGCGCAAGAUCUCGCAAAUCCCGGGGCCAGACCCAAUCGACCGGUUGGGGGCAAUCGGCGGCGCGUAUCACCACGACGGGCCAUUCGAGGCGACACUGUUCGCGCGGCAGCAGGUGAAGCACGCGCCUAUUGAGGCAGUGAAGUAUACCAACGCUGCGGCGCUCGCGGCAACCCCCAAGGCUAGCAUUCAGGACUCCCUCGAGGGCCAUUAUCCACUCCAGGGUACCGCGAUGUAUAGGCCCGGCGAGGGAGGACUGGGCGAUUAUGAGGAGUAUGAUGUCAACGUCCGCGAUGGGAAGUGGGGCAGGUGGGAUCAUAUGUACUACAGAGACGAAGACCGCCGUGCAAAGGGCGAGCCGGGAUACACCGUUGGGGAAUUUGAGAAGCAGCAGAAGGCGGCGCGGCGUGCUCGUUCAGCAAGCAGCGGCGGCAGGCCCAACGAGUUCGAGAUGCGACGGUCCGCCGGUAAUACGCACGCGGCGAAAGACAGGAGCAGCGAGCGUGUGCGUGACGUGGGCUAUGGCGAUUACUACAGCUCCGGGUCCACGUCGAAGAUGGACGGUUUGAAGAAGCGGGUCAAGGCUGCGUUGAGCACGCGGACGUAAUUACCUAGAGGCGUUUUGGUCGGUUUUUUGGGAGCGGGAGCGGGCGUGGAUGGGUGGGCACUGGGUGGGAUGCGGAUUGUACGA
Molecule: messenger RNA, 961 nt
Organism: Tricharina praecox
Lineage: Eukaryota; Fungi; Ascomycota; Pezizomycetes; Pezizales; Pyronemataceae
Exons: 3
Coding region: 110-877 (255 amino acids)
Cellular component (GO): cytoplasm
Source: RefSeq, a predicted model, not a curated record